AUGGAAUUUCAUGAAAUACCAACGAUCAAUGACACGACCGUAUCAAGUGAGGAUGAAGUCGUAAGAUCACGAUUACAAAAGCUAGGUCAACCAGUUUUUAUAAAUGGUGAAACGGUCGAGGAUAGGAAACAGAGAUUACAUAGUCUUUUGAAUGAUGAUGCAAUUGAAGAGGAUCAAAAUGGAGAGGAAGAAGAUGAUGAAUUUGAUGAAGAUGAAGAUGAAGAUGAAGAAUUUUAUACUCCAGCAUCAGAAGAAUUGUAUGAUAUAAGGCGACAUGUUUUAAGUGAUUCGUUGCAAAAAUCUUCAGAUCGAUUGAAAAUUCAAAGACAAAUUGUUCAAAACAAUCCCGAUUAUACAACUUUUUUAAAACAGCGACGUGAUUUAAAUUCCAAAAUUUCCAAAAUUGAUCUUUAUGGAUCUCAAUUUUUACCAGGAAAUACAAGGGCAAUUUCCAGUGUCAAAUUUAAUAGAAAUGGUAAAUUAAUAGCUUGUGGGUCAUGGGAUGGUUCAUUACAUAUUUUAGAAUCAAACAAUUUGUCACCUAUUAUAAAACCUUCCCAAAAUCAACAUCAAGAAAAAAUAGGUUCAUUAGAUUGGAAAAUGAAUGAGGAUGUUUUGAUUUCUGGAGGUGGUGAAGGUACUAUAAAUUUAUGGAAUAUUGAGGAAAAUUCGACAGAAACAGUGCUAAAGCCAAAAUUCACUAUCAAAGACGCCCAUACCAAUAGAAUUACAAAGACAGAAUUUCAUCCCAUAAAUCAAUAUGCAAUAUCUACAUCAUUUGAUCAAACAUGGAAGUUAUGGGAUCUUAUUAAACAAGUAGAAAUAUAUCAACAAGAAGGUCAUUCAAAAGAAGUUUUUUGUGGUUCAAUUCAUCCUGAUGGUUCAUUAUAUUUAUCUGGUGGAUUAGAUGGGAUAAUUUAUGUAUGGGAUUUAAGAUCAGGUAAAUGUUUAAUGCCUUUACAAAAACAUAUACAAGGAAUUUAUGGAUUAGAUUGGUCUCCUAAUGGUUAUAAUUUUGCAAGUGGGUCAGGUGAUUCUACUAUUAAAAUAUGGGAUAUGAGAAAAUUAAAUCAUUCAGGUGAUGAAAUAUCUACUAUACCAGCCCACAAAAAACUUAUAAGUGGUUUGAAAUACUAUAAAAGUGAUGAUGAAAAAUCAGGUAAUAUUUUGAUGAGUAGCUCAUAUGAUGGGACUAUUAAUUUAUGGUCAGUUAAUAAUUGGAUAAAAGUGAAUACCCUACAAGGUACUAAUGAUAAAGUGAUGAGUUGUGAUAUUACUACAAUAGAUAAUGAGAUUACUGUUGUUGGUAGUGGAUGGGAUCGUACUGUUAAAUUAUGGAAAUGA
Molecule: messenger RNA, 1344 nt
Organism: Lodderomyces pseudojiufengensis
Lineage: Eukaryota; Fungi; Ascomycota; Pichiomycetes; Serinales; Debaryomycetaceae
Product: U4/U6-U5 snRNP complex subunit
Exons: 1
Coding region: 1-1344 (447 amino acids)
Biological process (GO): mRNA splicing, via spliceosome
Cellular component (GO): U4/U6 x U5 tri-snRNP complex
Molecular function (GO): U4 snRNA binding; protein binding; U6 snRNA binding
Source: RefSeq, a predicted model, not a curated record